Molecule: messenger RNA, 1113 nt
Organism: Perkinsus marinus ATCC 50983
Lineage: Eukaryota; Perkinsozoa; Perkinsida; Perkinsidae
Exons: 5
Coding region: 1-1113 (370 amino acids)
Source: RefSeq, a predicted model, not a curated record
AUGUGGGCUUCUGCAAGGCUCCUGUGUCUGUACGUUCUCAGUGCAACUGCUGAUGUAGACCCUUAUACGGGCCAUCCGUUGCAGUUCUACAAGGAAGUGCUAUAUCCUUGGAAUAUCAAAGAAGAGCCCGACGGCUGCAACGAAUCGAUUCCAUAUGUCAAUUAUACUUGGGAUUACUAUUUCGACUACCUCGUUAGCUCUGGUGCGACUAACUUACAGUUGGGUGGAUAUUCACUCAACGCAAAGAGCGAAAUCAAGUUGGACCCUCCCUUCUACGAUCCUUGGAACAAAACUGGUUUCAAAGCUCUGAGGAAACGAGUGGAUGCGGCCGGCGGAGUGAUAAUGGCCGAGUUGGGUAUAUAUCUCAACAAAACUUUCGACAAGGCUUCCUUCAUGGAGAGUGCCAAAGAGUUCGUGAAGGAAUAUCCUGUUGACGGUUUCAUUGUGGGCGAUCUCCCAUCGGAUUUCAGUGAAUACCCACUGCUGAAGGAACUUGUCGCGGCUAUUAAAGAACUCAACCUACGGGUGUCUUUAUGGUUCUCAACGCUCCACUGGCAGGAACUCAAACGAACCGGCCUAGGGAAGAUCGUCGAUAGUGCCAGUGUUAUACCGUGGCCAAGUUUCCAGAAAGAGUCCAUAGAAACCUUCAAUACGGAUCGUUUCGCUCAAGAUAUGAUCAAAGAUGUCGUCGAAGCUGGUGUAGAUCUCAAUAAGCUGAUCCUCACUAUACCACUACUCGCUAGGGCGACCUACUCUAGCUCGGACAGGGGAUACUCGAGUGCAAUCUACGAACUUGGUGCGGACCCCAGGGGAAACGGAUCGGUCGUCUUCUCGGAUGGGAGCGGCUGUUAUUUCUUCUCACAAACUCGUGCAAUCGAGAAGGUUGCCCUGGCCAAGAAGUCACGAGUCCCAAUAAUGGCACUGUUGGAGGACUUGAGCCGUCAAGUGAGCAUCAUCGAAACGAAGAGGGCUCCGGCCGAUGAGGAGAUGACAGCUGCUAUUGCUUCUCUCGAUUUACUGCUCAAAAAACAAGCCAAGAUUGAAACGACAAUGCGUACCACAGCGGAAGAGAUCGACGCCGACAGCGUCAAGCUGCACACCAGCAAACUUUGA